Molecule: messenger RNA, 2289 nt
Organism: Lates calcarifer (barramundi perch)
Lineage: Eukaryota; Metazoa; Chordata; Actinopteri; Centropomidae
Product: kidney mitochondrial carrier protein 1
Exons: 9
Coding region: 169-1029 (286 amino acids)
Biological process (GO): mitochondrial transport
Cellular component (GO): mitochondrial membrane
Source: RefSeq, a predicted model, not a curated record
UUCUUCCAGGACCGGCGGUAGGAGGAGGGACGCGGGGUUGGGCUGGUUAAACGCCGGCAGCGAUUGAAACGCAGCUGCAGCCUCAAAGUACUAGCUGCAGACUGUAUAUUUGGUGCCCGCCGGUUCGCCUACACGUUUUCUCAGAGAGUCGGUAGACGACUGUAGAAAAUGUCUAACGUCAACUGGAAGCCCUUUGUUUUCGGCGGGCUAGCCUCUGUGACGGCGGAAUGCGGGACCUUCCCAAUCGACCUAGCUAAGACGCGUCUUCAGGUUCAAGGCCAAGUGGGCGACAGCAAAUACCGAGAGAUCCGGUACAGAGGCAUGCUCCAUGCUAUCGUCCGGAUUGGAAGAGAGGAGGGGCUCCGGGCACUGUAUUCAGGAAUAGCUCCUGCCAUGCUGCGCCAGGCCUCCUAUGGGACCAUAAAAAUUGGCACAUACCAGAGUUUUAAGCGACUGCUGGUUGACAGACCAGAAGAUGAGACAUUGCUGACUAAUGUGGUGUGUGGUGUUCUCUCUGGUGUCAUCUCCUCCUCCAUCGCCAACCCCACUGAUGUGCUGAAGAUCCGCAUGCAGGCUCAGGGAAAUGUGAUCCAGGGCAGUAUGAUGGGCAACUUCAUCAACAUCUACCAAGAGGAGGGGACAAGAGGGCUGUGGAAGGGUGUCUCUCUAACGGCUCAGCGGGCAGCCAUCGUGGUUGGGGUCGAGCUACCAGUCUAUGACAUCACCAAAAAGCAUCUGAUCCUGUCGGGUCACAUGGGAGACACUGUGUACACACACUUCCUGUCCAGCUUUGUGUGCGGUCUAGCUGGGGCUUUGGCUUCCAACCCAGUUGACGUAGUCCGGACGCGUAUGAUGAACCAGAGAGGAGGAGCUCUGUAUCAGGGAACACUGGACUGUUUACUGCAGACGUGGCGCUCCGAGGGCUUCAUGGCACUCUACAAGGGUUUCUUCCCCAACUGGCUGCGCCUGGGACCGUGGAACAUCAUUUUCUUCCUCACUUACGAACAGCUGAAGAAGAUCGACGUGUGAUUGGCUGAGCGACAAAGCAAAGGAGAGACGAGUAUGAGUUCACGCUCCGAGAUGAACUGAGAGGACCAAAAUCAGGACUGGCUGGAUGGGGAUAGUUACUUUAUGUAACCACUGACGGGAGGUUCAUGUUGACCCGAGUUAAGGCCAAUAUGAGAAUUUGCCUGAUUUCCUGUUUGUCUCCUAAAGCCUGUUGCAAGUGUAGAAGGCACUGUGACACAAACAACAACUCACACCUGGUGUUUUAAGUCAUCCAAAUGCUACUUAUGUCCUAAACGCUCAUUUAAAUUUGAUAUUGGCCCCUUAGAUCCAUGUCACCUAAUUUAUUGACCAAGAAAUUGGAGAGGAUUUUAGGAUGCAACAGCACUCCCAGACACUUGUUUAUUUCAGUCAUAAGCUGUUUUAAAAAUGUCUCUAACAUCACGAGGAAAACACACGAGGGUGUCUUCUACACUUCAAGUGGUCUCCAAAUUGAGUGCCUUACUUUGUGUCUGUCUGCGCCUGAGUUGCAAAAAGACCGAGAAUGUCGGACAGCAAGUGACAAUCGCAGUGAUCAUUCCCUUUUGAAAAGCUAAAAAUGCCUGAUGAGCAUGAGUCAACAAAUUUGGAUGAGGAUCUGGUGUUUUCUCUUUUUUUUUCCCCCCUGUAUAUUUCUAAAUUGAGAAAAGGGUGUGUGGAAAGGUGAAAUGAUUUCUCAUUCUGAGAGUCUCCCUGGAGUAUUUACAGAGUAAAGAAUACAUCACUAUGUCCUGUAACAACAGUAUAGAAACAGACCAGACAGGAAACACAUCACAUGCCCAAAUGUGCCAAGUCCAGUGGUCCCUCAUCCAACAAGGACAGACAGUAAAUAUAACCUCGGGCAGCUGGGGGGUUGACACCGCACCCCCUGGGUCUCUGUGUUAUAGUGUAUGUUGCUAUUAAAAACUUAUUACAGACACAUUAUGUAAUCCUAUAUAUUAUAUCUCACACCCCUCUAAGUUUAGGCCACUGGGACAGAUGAGAGGUGUGUCAUUUGAUGAUGUGUUGCUUGAAGGCACUAAAACCACUGAACAUGAUCCACAGUUAACUCCAGGUAUAUUUUCAUAUACUGUAUUUGCACGCUGUAUGCUUAUCUGUGAGCUUUCAUUGUAAAGAAUGAAUAUGUUGGCUGUGUGAGCUGCCAUUGCUGCCAAAGUGUAAGCCAGUGUAAUUUUGUCAUACUUUUGAUGUGGAUGUAAAUGCUGCUGUGGCUCUGUAUAUUUGAAAUAAAAGAGUAAAAACCCA